ACAUUAUGAAGAGGAAAAGAGUGCAGAAGGUGUAGCUAGAAUGAACAGAUGUUGGCAUAUUUGACGUUGUGUCACGUUGUGCGCGAAACUUUAGCCUGAUCUGUGAAAUCGUAUAUCAUUUUUUGCAUUUCCCCUCGUGCAUCGGCAUUGACACACGUACGACGAUUAUAAAAAUUACGUGUUACGUGUUAGCCGUUUGCAUUGUCACCAUCGCGAGAAACGAGCAUGGCCGAGAACAAGCCGAUGGAGGAAUUCGAGCCCUCCAUCAAAAAUGUGAUCGAGCAACGUUCCUUACGAUGGAUAUUCGUGGGCGGCAAAGGCGGAGUUGGAAAAACAACUUGCAGUUGUUCUCUGGCAGUACAAUUAUCCAAGGUUAGAGAGAGUGUACUUAUCAUAUCCACAGAUCCAGCGCAUAAUAUUUCUGAUGCAUUUGAUCAGAAAUUUAGUAAGGUACCCACAAAGGUUAAGGGUUUCGAUAACUUAUUUGCCAUGGAGAUCGAUCCUAAUGUUGGUAUUACAGAAUUACCAGAGGAAUAUUUUGACAGCGAAGGAGUUUCAGGAGGGGAAGCAAUGAGAUUAAGCAAAAAUGUUAUGCAAGAAAUUGUUGGUGCGUUUCCUGGUAUAGACGAGGCAAUGAGCUAUGCAGAAGUUAUGAAGCUUGUGAAGGGAAUGAAUUUUUCCGUUGUAGUAUUUGAUACUGCACCUACUGGACAUACUCUAAGGCUACUAUCAUUUCCACAAGUGGUUGAAAAAGGAUUGGGGAAAUUAAUGCGUUUGAAAAUGAAGAUUAGUCCUUUUAUUACACAGAUAAGUUCAUUGUUGGGAAUGGCAGAAUUCAAUGUAGAUACAUUUUCCAAUAAGAUGGAGGAAAUGCUUGCUGUCAUUCGACAAGUUAAUGAACAGUUUAGAAAUCCCGAUCAGACGACUUUUAUAUGUGUCUGCAUAGCAGAAUUUCUAUCGCUAUACGAGACAGAACGACUUGUACAAGAAUUAACAAAAUAUGGUAUCGACACCCAUAAUAUUAUAGUGAACCAACUGUUAUUCUUAAAAGAAGGAGAUACCCCUUGUCGACUUUGCCUUGCAAGGCAUAAAAUUCAAGAUAAAUAUCUAGAUCAGAUAUUGGAUCUUUACGAGGACUUCCAUGUCACACGGCUUCCUUUACUGGAAAGGGAAGUGCGCGGAGCUCAACAGGUCAGGGAAUUUUCGGAAAAUCUUAUUAAGCCAUACAAGCCUUAGCAUUUAUGUAAUUAAUGAUUAAUAAUACAAUAUACACUUUAUAACUAAUUCGAAGUUUUAUACACUUGCAACUUCGCGCGUUGGAAAUUUGUAUAAAGAAAGCUGAAUCUUUAUUAUACUGCUCGAUGUUUGUUAUUGCACAUGUUAAUAAAUUCAGUGUUGCAUUUGCGCGCACUAUGUAUUUGCAAUAUUUAAUUUAUAUAAGUUAGCUUAGAGAGAAUAGAAUAUUUAUAUAUAUAUACACAGACGAAAAAAAAAUGCGUAUUUGAAACAAAAUAUAUAUCAAUCAUAUAAUUUUUCUUUUAUAUCAUCAAAAAUAUAUUUAUUGAAUCACUGCAAGUUCUUUUCCAAUUUGUAUAAAAGCAUUUACAGCACAGUCUAUAUCUUCGAUCGAAUGAGCUGCGCUAAUUUGAACACGUAUUCUCGCUUUGUCUUUUGGUACUACAGGAUAGCUGAAUCCAAUGACGUAAAUUCCCUUUUCUGUAAGAACAUUUUUGCUCAAUGCAAUAAAACAAGAUGUAAAACUUUAAAAA
Messenger RNA from Formica exsecta, 1769 nucleotides. RefSeq names its product ATPase ASNA1 homolog. Gene Ontology annotation, cellular component: GET complex. NCBI's taxonomy places the organism in Eukaryota, Metazoa, Arthropoda, Insecta, Hymenoptera, Formicidae. The record is from RefSeq and is a predicted model, not a curated record. The transcript is spliced from 6 exons. The coding region runs from base 226 to 1236 and encodes 336 amino acids. Gene Ontology annotation, biological process: post-translational protein targeting to endoplasmic reticulum membrane. Gene Ontology annotation, molecular function: ATP binding; ATP hydrolysis activity.